AUGUCCAUCAAUACAGCUCAGCAGCUCAUUUUGCAGCAUUCAACAAACCCAGUCAACAACCCAGGUUAUGAAACCAAGACGGAUAAAGCCUGGGCGCGUGCCUACAAGCCUAUCAAGAGAGUCACUUCACACACUAUGACUGGCGCAGAUGGCAUGACUUAUGCCGAUUUCGAAGAUGCCUUCCUUCCACUGCAGGCAGACGACGAAUUGCGUUUCCGACAAAGGGCUGUGCCACCGAAUAAUCGGCAUUGGAGGCUCGAGACCGAAGCAGACUGUGAGAACUGGUUUCACACAGAGGUAGUCAAUGUUGUGCUAUCUGCGUGGCAUGCGUAUCCUGCAGUGACUCAAACAUCUCAUACAAAGCCUAUUUCGGAGGAGAACAUAGCUGAGAAUGUUGAUUGUGUAUUUUCUGUUAGAAUGGGGAAUACCAGGCGCACUGUAGCUAUCGGAGAGAUGAAACGCAACCUUCUAGAAGAAGACUGGCAAGAUGGUACGAUCGUGUCUGCUUCUCAAAAGAAACUAUCGCAAGAGCUAAGAGGAUAUGCCUACAAGUAUCGAUGCCCUCAGGUCUUUUGCUUCGACGGUAGCCUACUCAUCCUCCUACAAUUCAGAGCAUACAGACUCGAAAGUCUCAAGGACGAAGCAUGCCUAGUCGACUGUUGGACGAUUCCCAUCGAGGGAAGUUCCUGUAGUCUCCGGUACGGGCUCUAUCGACUCUUGGCACAGGGCUGGAGACGAUGUCAAGGAGAGUACGCACCGCCAUUCACAGUGGGAGGGUUUGUGCCGUGCUCCAGGGAGUUUUAUACAGGGCUGUCUAUCUGGGAGAUUAAUGGUGGGAGGCAGAAGUCGCAUCCUACCGGUUAUUAA
Molecule: messenger RNA, 867 nt
Organism: Fusarium subglutinans
Lineage: Eukaryota; Fungi; Ascomycota; Sordariomycetes; Hypocreales; Nectriaceae
Exons: 2
Coding region: 1-867 (288 amino acids)
Source: RefSeq, a predicted model, not a curated record